Gadus morhua (Atlantic cod) is the source of this 2760-nucleotide messenger RNA. RefSeq lists its product as uncharacterized. The record is from RefSeq and is a predicted model, not a curated record. The coding region runs from base 29 to 1279 and encodes 416 amino acids. The transcript has 4 exons. Lineage: Eukaryota; Metazoa; Chordata; Actinopteri; Gadiformes; Gadidae.
GAUUCUACCCUUUCUAACGACGUAUAGAAUGUCUGUAAUGAUGAAAGUUGAAGCGGGUUAUGUCUCCGUAGUGGAAACAUAUCGUCAACAAACCCAAUCGCCCACCGGUGGGCGAUUGGGUCUUAAGAGGUUAAAGAACACAUCACAGCAGAAAAGCUCCAUAAAUGUCACACCAUUGCCAAUAAAAGCAAAAGGAAGCAAGUACAACAAGAAGCAAUUUUGUCUUUAUUGUAAAAAGGCCAUUUCUAAAUUGGCAAGACAUUUUGAAUCCGUCCACAGUGAAGAGCCUGAUGUUGCAAUGGCUUUCAGUUUUGAUAAAAGAUCCCGCAAAAGAAGCGAGUUGUUACGCUCUAUUAAGAAGAGAGGAAACUUUGACCAUAAUGCUGAAGUGGCAAGCUGUGGCACUGGAGAGAUGGUUGCUUGUAGAAGACCCAGUACUGCAAAACAAUCUGAUGACUUCCGUCACUGCAAAUUUUGCGAAGGACUGUAUGCAAGAAACUCUUUAUGGAGACAUGUGAGAAACUGCCCGAAAAAGUCUGUUGAGGAAGAGCCUCAAGUUGGCCGAAAAUGGAUUCAAAUGCACUUACCAAGACCUGACUCAGUUAAGGAAACUGUUUGGAAGAUUGCUUGUGAAAUGAACCAGGAUGACGUUUCUUCGGUUGUAAGGAGUGUAACUGUAAUCCUUUGUAUCGGCGAGUCACUGUUCAAUUCCAGGAAACCGUAUGAAAGAAGGAAUGACUACAUACGCCAACAAAUGAGAGAGAUGGCAAGACUAUUGAUAACGGCAAGAGCUAUAACACCUUUGAAGAGCACCGAAGACCUUGUUAUGCCUUGUAACUUUCCACAUGUGAUACAGGCAGUUAGAUCUGUUGCUGGUUAUGAUGUCGAAAGCAACUCGUAUAAAAUCCCAUCAUUGGCUUUGAAAUUGGGACACAGUUUAGCCAAAGUUGCAGGCAUUGUGCAAUGCAAUGCCAUCAUUGCAAAUCGCCCUGCCGUUGCAGAGUCUGCAAAGCAAUUUGCCACUCUACAUCAGAAAAAGUGGACAGAGUCCAUUUCUGCUGCCGCAUUGGGAACACUUCAACAAGCCAAAUGGAAUAAACCACAGGUUUUACCCUUUACAGAGGAUGUGUCGGUGCUGCACAAGUUUCUUGCUGCUGAGCGUGUUAAGCGCAUGAAGGACCUUGAGGAAGAACCCAACAGCAAAAGCUUUGGAAAUCUUGCUAAAGUGACUUUGACGCAGGUAGUACUAUUUAACAGAACGCGGGAAGGUGAAGUUUAAAAAAUGGAGCUUCAGACAUUCACAUCCAGGGAUCGUACAGAGCUGAAUCCAGAACCCUAAUCCUAUCGGCUUCCAGAGAGUACCCUUCAGCUCGCAAAAGUCAGCAAACUCCUGAUAUCACUCGAAAAAGAAGACUGCCUUACCUGCAGGGGAAAGGGCUGGAUGACAUUGAGGUCAAUCCUGAAGAUGAAGUAGAAAUGAGUGAUGAUUCCAGCGAAGAAAACGUUGCUGACCUACAUCAAUCAUCUGACUUGUAUAUAUGCGGCCCAAUAACUGAGACUGCCAGGGACCAGACACUUCUGAGGCAUACUCCUGAGUCAACCAGCCUGGACAACAUGGAGGGCACUUCCGAGUCAACCAGCCUGGACAACAUGGAGGGCACUUCCGAGUCAACCAGCCUGGACAACAUGGAGGGCACUUCCGAGUCAACCACCCUGGACAACAUGGAGGGCACUUCCGAGUCAACCACCCUGGACAAUAUGGAGGGCACAUCUGAGUCAACCAGCCUGGACAAUAUGGAGGGCACUUCCGAGUCAACCACCCUGGACAACAUGGAGGGCACUCCUGAAUCAACCACCUUGGAUGAUGUAAACAUGAGUCACAAAAUUGUCACAUCCCAAGCUUCUUCAAAGGGCUCCAAAAGAAAGCAAGCUGUGAAGGUGAGAAGCAAGUGGACGGGUGAGGAAGAGAAGGCUGUUGAGCGGCAUUUGCUUAACUUCAUUACAAGCUGCAGAAUACCUGGUAAAAAGGACUGUGACUCCUGCCUCCAGGCAGAGCCAGUAGCUCUGAAAGACCGAGACUGGGUUGCCAUCAGGUACUACGUACACAACAGAAACGUAGCAUUAAAAAGGAAGAUGACUAGGUAGAUCCAUUCCAAUUGAUCUUGUUUUUUGCUUGUAUUUUUUUUGCUGGCACUCAAUAAAAGUAAGAAAUGCAAAAAGUGUUCCGCCUUUUUUUAUUACGUGAAUAUUUGCUACAAAUUUUUAUAUAUUGUCACAAAUAACAAUAAUACGACUUUGUUAUUAUUUUGUUAUUAUUAAAAAGAGAAUAUAUUAUAUUUAAGAGCUAUUUGAACAUGGAUAGUCCUUUCUGUUGAAGGUUACCCGGGCUGUCUGGGGUUUUGACAUUUCUACAUAUAUAACCGGACCCCAGUUAAAAUACAGAUCCUAUUUUGUGUAUUCUAGGGUCUUUAUAAUUCACAUUAACCUGAAAAUAGAGUGUGUGUGUGUAUGGGCUGGUUGCUAUGGGCCUUAUAAGUCACAUAAACCCGAAAAGGUCCUCAUAUGUAGCAUUAAAAUCAGGUCUGAACAAAAAUAUAGCCCUAGCCUAAAUCUGAAUAGAUGGUUGCAUUCCUAGAAUCAAGGAAUGGAAAUAUUCUGAUUCCCAGGUCUCUUGGACCUUAGGAAAGGCAUGUCCCAAUUUGUCACAUUUUUUUCAUAAGUCCUGAUAUAGUCUAUAAACGCGUAUGUGUGUGUGUGUGU